UUGGCUGAACAAUGGAUACUGACAUAGAACAUUUAGAUAAAGAAUGUGAUAAGGUAGGAAUUGAUAAAGAGAUUGAUUGUGAUGAAACUAUUGAAGAACCAAUAGUAGGAAUGAGCUUUUCAUCUGUAGAAGAAGUUCGGUCUUACUAUAUGAAAUAUGGUAAGCAAAAGGGCUUUGGAGUGUGUAAAAGGAAUUCUAGACAAGAUGACGAUGGGAAUGUCAGAUGGAUUUGCUUGGCAUGUGCACGAGGAGGCACAUCAAAGAGUAAGGCUGCCAAUGUUAUGAAACCAAGACAGACAGAGAAGAUAGGGUGUAUGGCUAGGAUUAACGCGAGGCUGAAUGAUGAAGGUGGAUAUACCCUAUCUAAAGUGAUCUUGGAUCACACACACGUUUGUAGUCCGGGAAAGGCAAGGCAUUUUAGAUGCUUUAAGAAAGUUGAUGCUCGUGUGGCUAAGAGGCUUGAAAUAAAUGACGAGGCAGGAAUAAGGUUGUCCAAAAAUUUCAAGGCUGUGGUUGUUGAGGCGGGGGGUUACGAGAAUGUGCCAUUCGGGGAGAAGGAGUGUCGAAACUACAUCGACAAAGCUAGACAACUUCGCCUCGGGGUUGGAGGUUCUACAGCUCUAUGUAACUAUUUCGAUGAUAUGCAAAAAAGAAAUCCAGAGUUUUAUUAUAAGAUAGACGUUGACAAUGAGAUGCGGUUAAAGAAUGUGUUUUGGGCAGACGCCCGAAAUAGAGCUGCGUAUGAAUCAUUUGGGGAUGUGAUUACAUUUGACACGACAUAUUUGACUAAUGCAUAUAAGAUGCCUUUUGCACCUUUUGUGGGUGUGAACCACCAUGGGCAGUCAAUCCUAUUCGGGUGUGGAUUAAUAUCCAACGAGGACGCAAAUACAUUUGAGUGGUUGUUUGAGUCAUGGUUGAAAUGUAUGAAUGAUCAACCACCAAAUGCAAUCAUCACAGACCAAGAUAAGGCUAUGAAAAUUGCAAUUUCAAGGGUGUUUCCAACGUCUAGGCAUCGCUUUUGCUUGUGGCAUAUAAUGAAAAAGCUUCCUGAGAAGUUUGGAUCACAUUAUCAAUAUGAGGAAAUAAAGAAUACUCUACAUAAAUGCGUUUAUGACUCUUUCAGUGAGAAAGAAUUCGAGGCACAUUGGGGCGAUAUGCUUGAUACUUAUGAUUUACAUGAGAAUGCAUGGUUGGUAUCAUUAUAUAGUGAUCGGUAUUUUUGGGUGCCAGCCUACGUUAGAGACACAUUUUGGGCAGGAAUGUCAAUUACACAACGGAGUGAAGGCAUGAAUGCCUUUUUCGAAGACUACGUUAACACUAAAACAACUUUGAAACAAUUUGUUGACCAAUACGAUUCAGCCCUUAGGAGAAAGGUUGAGAAUGAAGCAAUUGCUGACUUUAAUUCAUUCAACACAAAGAUUCCUUGCAUCACUCGAUAUCCUCUUGAGAAGCAAUUUCAAAAAGCAUAUACAAUUGCUAAAUUCAAAGAAGUACAAGAGGAAUUGCGAGGACUUAUAUAUUUGACUACCACUUUUUUGGGAUGUGAGGGUGCUCGAUAUAAGUGGGUAGUUGCCGAUGAGGUUCAAGUUAGUGAUAACUUCCUAAAACGUGUGAAUUUCACUGUCGAAGUUGAUGAAGAUCCCCUUGAUGUUAAAUGCAAUUGUAAGUUGUUUGAGUUUAGGGGCAUAUUAUGCAGGCACGCUCUUCGUAUCUUGACUCAACUAGGCAAGGAUACAAUACCAUCAAAAUAUAUCUUGGAUCGGUGGAAGAAGGAUGUAAAGCGAAAAUACAUCUUCGUGAAAAGUAGUUAUGACACUAGUAGCAUCGACGAUACCCGAAGGUACGAUAGGAUCCAAAAUGCCUUCUAUGAAUUGUGUUCCAAUGCUUCAAAGGCCGAGAGCAGCUGUGUGAAAUUGAUUAGCCAGAUAGAACAAUUGAAGGUACAGUACCCUGGUAUCGUUGAUUGUGAUACUAGCACCACAGUUGAUCCAGUUACUUCUAUGGAGGGCACGACAGGUAGAGUUCUUAGUCCGUUAGUAGUUCGAAGUAAGGGAAGACCACCGACUAAAAGAAAAGUGCACCCCGUUGAGAAGAGUCUUAAGAAAUCUAGUACGAGAAGGCGAUUGCACCGUGACGAAGUCGAGGUUCCUUUUUAUUAAUAUUGUGUACUAAAUUUACAUUUCAAAAAAUAUUAGUUUUCUAAUAAUGAUAAAUUUUUAUUUUCAUUCCAAUGCACAGCGAAGUAGUCGCGCUUCAUAUGAAUGCACUGUGAGCGGCACACAGCAAGAGGCUCCUCAAACUCAGGUUGUUUUUCCCUAUUCACAAUUGCUACAUUUUUUAUAUUUUAGAACAUGGUAAUCAUAAUGAACUUUUGCUAUAGGAUCAACAAAGUCAAAUUUGGACACAUGCGCCAGAUUUUUUUUCAACUCCUUCGAUUGCUACGGAUUAUUUUGGCACUGAAGGGACUGCUUCUCCC
Carya illinoinensis is the source of this 2476-nucleotide messenger RNA. RefSeq names its product protein FAR1-RELATED SEQUENCE 5-like. NCBI's taxonomy places the organism in Eukaryota, Viridiplantae, Streptophyta, Magnoliopsida, Fagales, Juglandaceae. The record is from RefSeq and is a predicted model, not a curated record. Gene Ontology annotation, molecular function: zinc ion binding. The transcript has a single exon. The coding region runs from base 12 to 2159 and encodes 715 amino acids.